CAGUCAAAUCUCCAAGCGGAAUUAGCCUCAUUAGAACAGCUUGUGGCUACGCCAUGCUAUAAGGUUUUAGAGGCUGCAUAGGCGACAAGAGAACGUUGCAAACAAUAAACAGCUGAUGAUGAUGGCGAAUGUAAUAAACAAUCCGCCCACACCGUUCGUACACAACAUGGGGCCCAUCCACCCGGGAAAGAUGAUAUUCAUUAAUGGUAUCCCUGGAGCCAACCCGAGCAGAUUCAACAUCAACUUCGAAGACACACCUGAUGGACCAAAUACCGCCUUUACGUGCGACUUCCGAUUCAACUUUGGCUACGACCGUAACGUGAUUGUGCGAAACUCAAUGCAGAACAAUAAUUGGGGAGCAGAAGAACGCGCUGUCAGUUACUUCCCAAUGGCCCCGAACGCCUACUUUGAGAUGAUAAUCCUUGUGGAACAGUUGGGCUUUAAGGUCGCCGUGAACAACAACCAUCUUCUUGAAUACAAACACAGGCUGCAGCCACUGGGAAAAUUCUCAUUUCUGAGAAUAGUCGGUGACGUCAAACUCACGCAAGUGCGCUUCCAGUAAAGUCACAGAAAAAACGUAAUUCAUUUCAACAAUACAUGGGUAUGGAACAAUAGAUAUCGUGUGGUGCAUAAAAAUGCGUCAGACAUAUGAAUAAACAUAUAGUGUAUAGAGUAUGAUUACCAAUAUGCUUCUUAAUGCAAUAAUGUUCAAGUUAAUAUGUUAAUUCAAGAAUGAAUCAUGUAUUCAGGUUAUAUUUGAUCAGAUGGUAUAAACUCAUUAUUGAUUUGCUGAAAGUUGUUGCCAUUUCACAAGACAUUUCACGAGAAAUUGUUGUUUGCCAUUGAAGCCGUUUUGACACAAUGACGGAUGUAUGCAUUACGAGUAUGGAACAUUAUAAGUUUCUUUAAGUGUAGCAGAUUCUAAUUGUUUAAACUUAACCAUAAAAUCUGUAUAUCCCAGUUUCAUACAUAUUUGUAAUAACAAAA
Molecule: messenger RNA, 987 nt
Organism: Dreissena polymorpha
Lineage: Eukaryota; Metazoa; Mollusca; Bivalvia; Myida; Dreissenidae
Product: galectin-8-like
Exons: 4
Coding region: 116-562 (148 amino acids)
Molecular function (GO): carbohydrate binding
Source: RefSeq, a predicted model, not a curated record